GCAUGCGCCUUUACACUUCACAGGAAAAAGAAAGUCAUGCUAGCAUGUUGCAGCUGAUCUUCAUCAUAUCUCAGGAUUCUUUCAACAUGCACAGGAAUCAAUAUUAUAAUCUAAGCUAAGAUUUGAAUAUUUCUUUAUUGUCUUUUGAAUUUUUCAUCAGAAAGACAAAGUCAUUGGCAUGUAUUCUGUGUUUGUACAAGUCAAGGCAUCUUCCUGUCCCUUUCUCCGCCAUAAUCAAACUUGGUAACGUGCCAAAGUCAUGGCUGAAAUUUUAAAAAGCAGUUGGAGGAAGAUGAAGAAGACCAGUCACUAUAACCAGGCACAAGCUUUUGAAUCCCUUGUCCUUCCCAGACAGCCAGAAGGGCACUUAUGCUUUUCUUCCAAAGCUUAAUUCUCCACCGCAGAGUAAAGAUAGAGACUGAAAAGAUAACUCCACCCUCCAUAGCGUUGAAUACUCUCGUUACAAAUUCAAAGAAUGAUUUCUAACAAGCUUGAAGCUGGCACCGAUUAUGAAAGUGUUGGUUCUGCGGAGUCUGAGAUGGCAUCAAUAACCAAGGACUCGUCUUGUUUUGGGGACAACAGUGACAGAGGAGGAAAGGAGCCAAAGAAGAAACUGAAGAAGCUGAGGUCAAUCAAGUUCUCAAGAUUUCCAAGCUUAAGAUCAUCCAAGAGAUUGAUGAAAUCUCGAAAUAAUCACCUUCUCAUUACCUUACCUGCUAAUCCAUCAAGCUCGGGACAGUCCACUCCAAAUAAGAUGUCAGAUGUGUCCCCAUGUUAUAUGAAGGCCACAAGCAGUUCAGAUGCAAGGAAGGGAAGUUUUCAGAAUCCAAUGACAACCUCGGCAAGGAGAUCGAGUUUAAAGCCUGAGAAGAGUUUGACAAGAAUGGCUAGUUUGAAAUUCAAGAGGACUUUCAUGAGUAAAAGCUCUGGAGGGACUGAGGUGCAGAGGAAAGCACAGAGGUCAAGAUCAAUCAGACAGGAAAAAUUGGAGGGGCGACGUCCUUCCACAAGAAGCUUCAAAUUCCGGUAUCAGGCAAGAUCCCGUAAUUAUGAAUCCAGUUUUAGCAGCAGUUAUCAAAAUAGCAAAAAAUCAUGUGUUUCAAAGCCGAAAUCUACUUUGUCUAGUAACAAAUCUGUGAGAGUUGUAACUAGAGCAUCAAGUUUGAGACCUGUGAGAGUCUUAACAAAAAUGGGUACUUUCAAAUCUAAGAAGUCUUCCACGGAAAAAUGUUGUCAAAUAUGUCAAUCUCCUAACUCAAGCAUGCAUAAAGCUACCUGUUCUUCAAUUCUCAAGGAUUCCAAAUUCCCUAGCUCCUUAGAGCUCGAGCUUCAGCCUGGUGAACAUGAAUCUGCAGGAACUUCAGUCAUGAAGGUUUGUACUUAUACUUAUUGCUCCCUUCAUGGCCAUCACCAUAAUGCUGCACCUCCAUUGAGGCGCUUCAUUUCCAUGAGGCGGCGAUUGCCGAAGACCCAAAAGAGCAUGAAACGGCAGUGUCAAUUUUCUAACGGCAAACGUUCUGGAAAUAGGAAGAACGAACUUCAGGCAAACCAAAUGCUCAAUAAUGGAGAUCUUGCAGUUGCUAAUGCCACCAGAGCAAUCUCUCCUGUCAAACAAAAAGAAGGCAGGGACUUGUUUGUAAAAAUCCAAGCUGAAGAUCCAAAGGGCAUGGCAAAUGGAGUAGGCGCAUCAGGUGGAGAAGAUGAAAAUCUCUGUGAUUUGGAAUAUCAGGGUGAGAUGCUGCUUAGUGACACUACGCACUCAAAUAUGUCUGAAGCCACUCAUGAAGACAGAAAAGAAGAGAAAAUUGGUACAUCCAACAAUGGAGAGGCGGAGGCUAAUUCCAUUCUCACUGACAAAACUAGAAGACCAACCGAUGAUGAAUUUCUAGAACUAUCAGGAAGUAACAGCAUUGGCUCUUCUGAUUUUGAUCUGGAGUCAUUGGAGGAAAAAAUCACAGGCAAUGAAGAAAAGAAAGGAGAAUUGGAGCCAGAACAUGAACUUUUUCACAAGAUCUCUACCCAAAGUGACUCCAUGCCCAAUAGGAUCAAUGAUGCAAAACACAAAAUGCAGUUUAAAAAUCAAAAGUACAUCGGAAUGUGGCACCUGAUGUAUAAGCAUGCAGUAGUUGGUAUCAACAGAAAAGUUGGAAACCAGCUUCCUCUAGAGGAAUUGAAGGAUGAAGAACAAGUGAAGGAUACCAACAACUUGCUUGGAACUAACCACUGCAGUUCUUCUGAGGGCUUUUCUGAGAUAGGUAAGGGCACAUCCAGGGAAAGUCAUGAUCCUGACAACCAAAAGAAUGAGAUCAGGCAGAACGAAGCCAUUAAGCUGGUACAAAAAGCAUUUGAUGAUAUCCUUCUCCGAGACUUUCAAGACUACCCAAUGGAUGAUGCAUCAAUUAGUAGUAGCAUAAGUUCAGAUCGGGAACUCUUCGAAAAGAGUAAUGGAGAGGGCCGGGAAUGGAGCAUCUCAGCCUCAUAUGAGCCAGCUAAAGAUAGCAUGGUACAAAAUCCAGAAACAACAUGGCUCAAAGCUGAUAGCAUUAGCACUCCCAAAGAAGAGAGAAGUGCAUCAAACGUGAGAAAUGAAUCCGACCAGAAAGCACCCAAGAGCUGGAGCUACUUGAAAAAGCUAAUUCUCUUCAAUAGAUUUUUCAAGGCAUUGGAGAAGGUGAAAAAUUUCAACUCCCGGGGGCCACGAUAUCUGUCCUUGAAGCCUGGCCCAGAAGCAGAAAAAGUCCAUUUGAGGCACCAGACAACAGACGAGAGAAAAAGCACCGAGGAAUGGAUGCUUGAUAAUGCACUUCAACAGGUCAUUUCUAAACUAGCUCCAGCUCAAAAACGAAAAGUAGCUCUUCUUGUCGAAGCUUUUGAGUCAGUUCUUCCACUGUCAGAAGUUGAAACCAGUCAAAGGUCCAAUUCUGCAGUUUGCACUCGAGCCAAUCCCAUUCAAGCCUGCAUCUGUGAUGGUUCCUCAACUCAAAGUGGAGGAGAAACAAGUCAAGAAAGUAACUAUGAAGAGUUUACUGAAAUUUUGAUUGGGAAAACAUCAUUUCAUGAGAAAAAUUUCAAAGCUUACCCAGACCAAGUCGGUGAUUUUCUCAGGGACAAACAGAUCCCUCCAAUGAAAUUUUCCGAGCUCAGAGAAACAAGUUCGGAUUGUUGUUGCAUUAAAACAGCACAGGAAAUAACUGCCUCUCAAGACACUGAUGAAGAAUCGAAGGAAAAGCAAAUUUCCGCCAUCAAUCUUGAUAAGGUGGACAAUAAAUUCCUUCUUGCUGAUGGUCAACCUGAUUCCAUCAUUAGUUGUUCACCAGAGAUCAAAGAUCCCAGCUCAGGUAAUAAAUUCUCCUCAAAGCCCGAGGACAUUGUAAGCACCUGUCAUGAAGAAGUUGGAGAGAAUUGGAAAGUCUCCAAAGAAAUAACUUUAAGUUCAGAAUUCUACAACGGUGGUUCAGAAUCAGAGGGCAGAGAUUCAGGGAUGCAUAUAUUAAUCAGUGAACCUUGCCAAUUGAAGGAACGGAUAAAAGCCGAAGAAGAAGGAAAUGGAAGAACUGAGCUAGAAUCUAUAUCCCUUCCAGAAGUUUCUUCAUUUGAAGAAUUUAAGCCUGAUUGCACCAUUGAUGUAGCAAAUGAGGCCCGGUUUGAAAAAAAGAGAAACGUGAGGCUGUGGUACUUGGUGUAUAAGCACAUGGUGUCGAGUAUUGCAGCAACAGAUGGAGCCAAGCCACAUUUUGGUGAAGCAGGUGAAGAAGAACAAUUGGAUGAUGCCAACUCAUUGCCAGAAACAAGCACUUCUAGUUCUGGCCAAGAUUCCUCAGAAAUGGAUCAAGAAACAGAUAGGUAUAAUGAGGCAGAUGAGCAAAAGGUUGAACUCCACCGUAUUGAAGCCAUUAAGCUGGUAGAAGAAGCAAUUGAUGAAAUCAGUCUUCCAGAAAUACAGGACCUCUCACCUAAUGAUCUAAUGAGCACUAGUGACAUGAUUCCAGCUGAGGGACUCUCAGAAGAGAAAACUGGUGAGGGAGGGGAACCAUUCAUCUCUAAUUACAAAGACGGCUUCACAGAGUCCCACAAAAAAUAUCCAGGAGAAAAAUGGCUCAAAUAUGGUAAGAUCAGUACCCAAGAAGAAGAUAAAGCAGCAAUGAACGUGGGAAAAAAGUCGAACAAGGAAAUGCCAAGGAACUGGAGCACUCUGAAAAAGUGGAUCUUGCUUAAAAGAUUCAUCAAGGCAUUGGAAAAGGUAGGGAAAUUUAAUGCACGGGAGCCACGUUAUCUGCCUUUGGAGCCCAACACAGAAAGAGAAAAAGUUCAUUUGAGGCAUCAGGGCAUGGAUCAGAGAAAAAAUGGUGAGGAAUGGAUGCUUGAUUAUGCACUUCAACAAGUUGUUGCAAGAUUAACACCGGCACGGAAAAGAAAAGUGGAGCUGCUUGUUCAAGCUUUCGAAACAGUCAUCCCAACCAUUGGAAGAUGAAAGAAAAGAUGCAGCAGCUUCCAAUAAUGCAAAACGGUGUUCAAUCCAUACGUCACUAAGGUAAGGCGAUAAAAAAGCAGCUAUUUUGAAAUGGUCACUGGAGAUGGCUCUGUAGCACCACUCUUAGAGGAAAUUUUCCCAGAGACGACCGUUUGGCUGAACAACUAAACUGUUAUUCAUUCUAUCAUUUAGUACAUAAACCAUGUAGAUGCAAGUUAUGAGUUAAUGAAGAUUGUAAGGUGCAUACACUUCUUGUAUGAUUUCAAGGCUUAUUUGAGGCCAAAAGGUUGUGAAAAAUGAAGAGAAGUUAUUAUUA
This is a messenger RNA of Juglans regia (Persian walnut), 4787 nucleotides long. RefSeq names its product calmodulin binding protein PICBP-like. Lineage: Eukaryota; Viridiplantae; Streptophyta; Magnoliopsida; Fagales; Juglandaceae. The transcript has 3 exons. Gene Ontology annotation, molecular function: calmodulin binding. The record is from RefSeq and is a predicted model, not a curated record. Bases 476 to 4471 code for a protein of 1331 amino acids.